Molecule: messenger RNA, 384 nt
Organism: Vitis vinifera (wine grape)
Lineage: Eukaryota; Viridiplantae; Streptophyta; Magnoliopsida; Vitales; Vitaceae
Product: proline-rich extensin-like protein EPR1
Exons: 1
Coding region: 1-384 (127 amino acids)
Source: RefSeq, a predicted model, not a curated record
AUGGCAAGAACCCGAGGAGCUAAGUCCUCGUCUUUGUCAAGCCGCAAGAGAGCCACAACAAAGACCCCUGUUCAAGGCUCCACAUCCGAGCCUCUACGACCACUAGUCAUCCCACCUCCGGUUGAAGCCGUACCAUUGAGUCCUCCGGUAAGGCGCUAUCAGACAAGGUCCGGUGGUCUUCCCCUAAAGAAGAAAGCCAAGGUAUCAGACUCAGAGCCAAUUGACUUAACGGAGCCAUCUCCGGAGUCGUCUCCGGAGCCGUCUUCAGAGCCUCCAGCAGAGCCUCAGCCGUCUCAGCCACCACCCACAGAGUCUCAGAUUCCCUCAGGCAUGACUCCUGAGGUACUUAUCAAGCGUCCCAUGGUCACUCAGUCGCCCAUUUAG